Molecule: messenger RNA, 6684 nt
Organism: Durusdinium trenchii
Lineage: Eukaryota; Dinophyceae; Suessiales; Symbiodiniaceae
Source: the annotation of a GenBank genome assembly
AGUUUAUACUUCAAUUCUGCACGGGAUCUGGCUCCGACCAUGUCGGAUGCCGAUGUUUCACCAGAUGCUGAGCCUCCAGCCCCGCCAAAAGCACGGGAUUAUGCACAGGGCUAUGUGGGCUACAUCUACGAGGAUGCUUUUAGGGAACUUUACGCCGAGCACCCCGAAACUGGAGAUCCGGAAGAGGGAGCGGCCGAUGGUGCAGAAGAAGUGCCCAAAGCGGACACCUUCAUCCGAGCCGAUGGGGAGAUCAACCUGAACAAGGAGGUGGAGGAGAUUAAAGAUAUUCAGGACCAGGUGUACUCCGAAGAGGGGCGCCUCGCAGAGCUGCAAGAGCUCCUGCGCGUGCAGAUCGAGGGCGCGCGGGAGUCCGAUCAGCAGGAGGCGGAAGCUUUGCUGGAGCGGUGGGGCUUAGUCAUGCGGGAGCAGGUGCCGGUCCCCGAGAGCAAGCUGAAGCACAUGCUUGACCGCAAUCAGCUGGAGAGCGAGCGGUUAAUUGUGCCGCGUGGCAUGAUGGAAGACAUGGAGCGCUACUAUGACAUUAAGAAGGGAACAAUCCCUCAGCAUGACAACUUGCUGGCAGUCUCCAAGCCGGAGGAGCCCAAUCACUUCAAGAUGACACGAUCGCAGAAGCUUCGAGCAGAGACGAUGCAGGUGAAGGCGACCCUCACCGAGGAGCAACGGAACACCAUUGCCGCGGAGCUUCAGGAGCGGCUUCGGAAGCGUCCUCGGAUGCCUGCGGGUCUGAACGCCGAUCAGAAAGCGAAGAACCGGGAGAUCGUGAAAAGGAUGCAGAUGAAGGUGAACUUCUUGAAGAAUCCUCGGUUUCUAGCUGACCGAGGAGGCAAAGAUAAGGGCGAGCCGUGCCCUUUUUGGUUCACACCCGACGUGGUGCUGUUUCGGAACUACGAGAUCGGCGGGCUCUACCAGAUCCGGGUGGAGUUCCGCAACUGCACUGGCAUUAGCCGACGUUUGCGGGUCUUACCCUGCAAAAGUGCCGCUUUCUCCAUCAAAGAGCUGCACUACGACAAGGAGCUCAAUUCCCAGCGGCCGGAGCUCGUCGGCUUAGAUCCUCUGGCCGCAGUCGUGGUGCCUGGCCUGGCCGCCCAUCUGGUCGUGCAAUUUGCACCCAGCACGCUGAACGACGAGAACGAUGUGCUGACCAUUUGCACAGAGGUGGGCGACUACGAGCUGCCCUUGCUGUCGAGACGGGAGCAGCCAAGCCUAAAGAUCGCGGAUCCGGUGGACUGCGGCUGCAUGCUUGCAGGCAACAACAUCACUGAAAUGGUGCGAAUUCAUAAUUCUGGAGGUGAAGGUGCCUUUCGGCUGAUUGUGAACGAAGAAGAUCCACCAGAAGAUUACUUCUAUGAGACCUUCCCUGGCUCUGAGAUGUGCUUGGUGGUGGGAUCCUUCUCUGUUUCCCCGGCCUCCUUCUACAUGGAUGCGAAUUCAAGCAUCGAGUUGUGCGUGAAGUUCAAUGCUGACAAGGUAGGACAUCAUCGGUGUCCCAUCUAUGUGGAAGGUGACAAUGGCGAGAGGACCUUGAUGACCUUAGUAGCUGUUUGCGACGCGAUUCGCCUGGAGUUAGCACGUUGGCCAACGCUCAAAGACGAUUUGAAGCCGCUUCCGUGCGAAGAUGGUGUUUCGCCAUGGCAGUUGAUCCCAUGGCGCUUAGAUUGGCUACGGCCUGGCACCCAAGUAGGCCACAUCUCCCAACAGACCAUCGAGAUCGCCAAUGGCGGCUUUAUGCCCAUGCGUGUGGAUUGGCAGUUGGCUCAGCCCCCACGGCUGUCCUCGGCACGACUCUCUGUAGGCUCGCUCAACCGUUUAUCGGAUCGCUUGAUCAACGAGAUCCACAAUUGUCGCCUCCACGUUCCGAGGACCCACUUGAGCUCUUCGUGCCCCUUCAUGGUGGUGCCCUCUUCAGUGAUUUUAAAGCCCUUUAGCCGGCAGAAGUUCACCUUUCAAUUCCAGGCGCAUGGUCCAGUUGGCACCCAAAGCUCGGUGUUCGCAUACCUGGUGGCUCGCGACCUGCCGGACAGCAAGGCCUGCGUCUUGCCCUACAAUAAGUUGUUGGAGCUGCAAGGGGAGAUGAAGUCGGAGGGCCAGUACACCGCGGCGCUGCCGUUGUUCGGCAGCAUUUGCAGUGAACCCUUCGACAAACGGAUCAAGGCGAAUGGAUGCACUGACCCCAUAGAGCUCAAGGUGGCCGAUCCCAAGGACUGCGCGGUGAGCCGGGUGAUCACUGCGGUGUCUCUCCAGGGCCGUAGCGCGGCGCCGACGAUCUCCGCCUUGCCGCGCGUCCUCGCGCUGCCGGGCGACGUGCUGCCGUUCGUGCCCAGCGUGCGGGAGAUCAAGCUCAGCAACUCCGGCGCUCACGCCUCCUUCUUCCGAGUGCGCCUCACCUCCAUGGUCACCGCAGAUGCCAACUCCAGCACUGACCCCCUUUGGGUGGUCUCGGUGCCGGAGGUGGGCGUGAAGCCAGACCUGGGCGAGGCCAAUCCACGUGGGGAUCCCGUCCUGGAGGAGAUGCGGAUGCAGGCCACUCGCCUGGCAAAAGCUUGGCCACCCUUGCCGCCUGAAGCUGGGCGUGAGGGUGCCUCACAGCUGCCUGGCUAUGGCGCUUUGGCAUCCUGCGCUGUGGAGCCUCAUGAGGGGCGCAUCCCCCCGGGUGGCGCCGUCACGCUGCGCGUGACGCUCCGCGUGGUCCAUGAGUGCGACUUCCAUGGACAGCUGGUCAUCGACCUGCCCCUCGAUGCGGAGUCCAGCGAGCUGGCGGCGGCAGCACCACUGAAGGUGGGCAUCACCGCCGCGGUGCGCUCGCCGCGGGCGGAGAUCCGGAGCCGCGACAUCUUGGACUACGGCGUGGUGCGGGCCCAUGCACGCCACACACUGAAAGUGGAGCUGAGCAAUCCCACGGAAAUGCCCAUGCUGCUGCAGCUGCGGCAGUUCAAGGAGCGAGAUCGAGAGGCGCACGUCUUCCCGGUGGAGUCGCACCGACAGGUGGUGAAUCUGUUCUUGGACGCAGUGAACCAGCGAAGGAACCAGGGCUUUGCGGAGAUCGCCUCGGAUCAGUACAUGGAAUUUCCGGCGCAGCCUUGGGUCCAUUCCAAGAGCGGAUGCAUGGAACAGACCGGCCGCGGGAAGUUCGGCACCAGGUCUCCUGAGCAUGCUGAGGAUGAGUCGGUGCACAUCGCGGCAGUGCCAGAUGAAGAGGACUUUGUGUUCUCGCCAGACUUCUUGGCGCUUUGGCCGGGGAAGUGCGGCGAGAUCGAGGUGACGCUGAGGAGUCGAGAGGUAGGGAAGUUCGACGCCCUCUUGGAGGCAGUGGGCUUCAACUCCCUGCAUGCGCAGUGCUUGGAAGUAUUUGCGUCGGUGCAGCUUCCGCUGGUCCGGAUCAACACGCACCACGCACAUUUUCCCGUGACCUAUCUCAGGACCACGUCCGAACCGAUGGACGUGGAGUUGCGCAAUGAAUCCGAUAUGCCAGCGGACUUCCAUUGGAAUGUCCCAAGAGACAACAUGGAAGCAUGCUUAGAAUGCCAAAUUCAGCCAAUGCAGGGCCAUAUCCCACCGCGAGGGAGUCACAGGUGCACGAUCAUUGCCGUUCCCACCAAGCUGGUUGAAGAUGGAGGCCCGGCCUGCUUGCCUUGCCAGCUGUUUGUGGAAGAGAUCCUACAGCCGUUGGAGUUGCGUGUAACUGCGAUCGUCUAUGGCUGCGAAGUGGACUACGCCGUGGUGGAGCCGGGACAGCUGCCACCAGAGAUCUCCCUGCAGCCGCGGCAAGCUGGGGAGUCCGCGUGCGACCCACGGGGCACCUACAUGAUCACCACCGGGCGAGCCUCGCGGAAGUUCCCCAGCGUGGACUUCGGCAGCUUGCCGCUGCAGCAGGCGAAGGUGACCCAUGUGGUGCUGUACAACCGCACGGGGAUUGCCACACCCUUCAGCGUCAAGAUCGACAAGAACCCUGCCUUCGAUCCUUUGGUAAAGGGUCGAAAAAUUGGCGACAACCUCGAUGCUUCGACCCGCAUGUACGCGCUCAUCAAUCAAUCAGGCGGAGCAGAGCCUGAUGAAGAGACGCUGAAGCAAACCUUCGAGAACUCCCCACAGCCUGCAGGAGGAGGUCGUGAUGAAGCAGAUGGCAAGCACCUCGACCUGAAGAGCACCUUGAACAAGACCAAGAAGACAAGCACAAAAAAGAAGAAGUGGAUCUUGGAUGACAAGCACGAGCGUCAAGCCUUCCGUUCCAGCUUCGGUAAAGACUUUGCCAAGCAGAAGGAGAUGAAAGAGCAAGGGCGUAUGGCUUUGAAAGCUGGCCGGGGCUUUGCCGUGAAAGUGAACCCGACCAGCGAUUGGCUGCAGCCCUUUAGCACCACAGUAAUUGCGCUCACUUCCUUCAGUGAUUUACCUGGCCUCAUGGAGGAUGAGCUCCUCCUGACCUUGCGAGAGCUGCCGGGCCACGCGGAGGGCGAAUGCUUCCGGAUCCCCCUCCGCCUGCAAUCGUAUGGCAAUCCGCUCUACCUGCCCGACCAACAAGUGGGUCUCAACAUUUUGUCUUUGCCUCCCAGGCUCAGCUGUGGGGUCACCGUUCCGGCCGAGAAGCAGCUGGUGCGGCGCUUCAAAGUGGGAAACAACUCGGCCGCACGCGUGGUCGUGAACUGGAAGGUCUUCCCCAAGAUGCAGCUGGAGAACAUGGCAGAGGAUCGAAACAUGAUCCACGUGGCCCUCUGUGCGCGUCAUCGGGACAUCAAGGAUCCCUUCAUCCAGCUGCCCAAGAAGGAAGAUCCUGACAAGGAUGUGCUCCAGCUCAAGGUGGAAGAGAAGGAAGUGGUCAUGGAUGAGGAGGAACCAGACCCAGAGGAGCCCUUCAACUUCAAAGUUUGGUGUGAGCCACCUCCAGAGGUGGAUGACCCUUUCUCUUUGAAGGGCAAGGAGCUUCCCAUGGUCAUUGAACCGGAGGAAGCUAUAGUCCCUGAGCACGGCACAGCGACCUUCACAGUGACCAUGACCUGCAUGAAAGCCACCCUCACGGCAGCCAACAAUUAUCGCUACAUCUUGAUUGGUGACUGUCGCUUCACGGCCGACCGGCAGGAGCGCCUGGCCUUCGCAGCCACCAAUCCGGACCAGGACUACGACGACGAGGAUGUCCCGCAGCAUGACCCCUACGUGGCACCUUCUGUGGACGAAGAAGUGAAAGCACUGCCAGAGAUCGAGUUGGAUGAUGAACACGUGGUGGAUGGCGACUCGGACGUGGAGGACGGUGCCACGGCCAAGGAAAAGAAAGAGCUCGCGACUGAGGUGCCCCCAGUGAUGACAGCUGGCAAGAAGUUCAAGAGACGCACCGCGGUCGUGCCGACCCAGCCGUUGGCAGUGGAACCGCAGCUGGAUGUUUUGGCCACCAUUGUGAUCGACUGCACGGGUGACUGUAUUUUGCCUCGACUGACGGUGGACAAGAAGGGCAACCCUGAUGUUGAGGAGUUCCCAGCGCAGAACAAGGAGCAGGAUGACAUUGGCGCCUCAACUGAGCCUCCAGUCUUGAAUGCCCCAGUCUUCAAGUUUAUUUGGCCAGCGAUGGCACAAGAGGGCCCACCCUCUGGAACAGGAUCUGUGCAGGGUGGAGCACUCGGUGGCACACAGAUACCAGGAAUCACCUCAUGCCAGGUACGGCAGAUCAGCCUCUCCAACCACAACGCCUCCAAAGUCACCUGCCGCUUCCGAACGGAGGGUCCCUAUAGGAUCCAGUUGAUUCAGCAACCUGGGCAUCAUCCGGUGCAAGGUUCAAGCUCCAGCUCCUCCAAAAAAGGCAAAGAGGAGACGAAUGAGAUUAAGGGCAGGCUCUUUGUGCUGGCGAAGUGGGAGACCAUCACACUGCAUGUGGCCUUCAAUCCUGAGCUGGUGGCUGCCUCCGAGUGGCAUCACUACUACACCAGACACGAGCAUGUGUUCAAGGGUGACGUGAUCGUGGAAUAUCCCCGGGAGACCAGCGGGGAGAGUGAAACACACAAGGACGAUCUUCAGCGCAUCCACCUCGUGGGCUCCGCGCGGCGCGCCGCCCUGCGGCUACACUUGGUGCCCUGCUUCGAGGGCCCAACGCCGCAAGACCCCGCGAGACCGCGCGCCGAGCGGCCGCCCUGGUCCGAGCCGAUGCCGCUGAUCGUGGAGUUCGGCUACACCCACGUCACCAGCUCGGUGACACGGUACCGGACCAUCCUGAUCUCCAACAUCACCAACAUCCUCGCGAAGUGGUCUCUGGCGCAUGUGGGCCGCAAGCGGAAACCCACACCCAUCAUCGGCGUCACGCUCCCCGAAGAGGAAGAGUUCCGGGCACUGGACGACAAGGAUGCCUUUGAGUUUGAGAUCAGCGCGGGCGAGCUCCCAGGACCUUCGAAGGAUGGCUUGGUGCCUGAUUCAGAGGAGCGCGUGCCCCACUGGUGUGCCAAGAGCUCGGCCGUGCCACGAGCACUGCCCUUCCCAGAUGAGGAGUGGUUCGAGCCGCAGCAGGUGAAGAUCGCCUUCCGGCCAAAGAAGAACGAGCUGUACAAGUGCCGUUUCCGUGUGCAAGUGGAGAACGGCUUAAGCGUGGACUUCAUUUGUCGUGGUUGUGGGAGCUACGACGAAGAAGACGACAGCUUGGAUUUCCAUGAGGCGUAGGAACUGGAUGCCCUUAAGUUAUCAGUUUCAGGC